UCUGAACUAGGUGAGCAGAGAGACCCUUCAAUCAUGGCGAUCAGAAGGACAUCUCCAUUCUACAAAGGGUCACCAGAUGAAGAUCUGUCAGAUGAAGAAAACUAUUUCUUGAAGUAUCAUAGAGAACAAUUUUUGAAAGAUUUCCCCAAGUGGAAACAGGAACAAGAAAAAAUUAUCAGAGAGCUCCGUGCCCGGGCAGAUGAGGUUGACGCCACCCAUGAACAAACCAACAAGAUCAACAUGGUGGCCCACACCACAGCUGUCUUCUCUAGAGCCAUGAGCUUCUUGGGGAUUGCCCUCGCUCCACUGACCACAAGAGGAAGCCUCACGCUUUCAGCUGCCGGCAAAACUUUGGGGGCAGCAGCUGGGAUCACCAGUGAUGUGACCAACCUGAUAGAAGGGUCCUGCAAUAAAAAAGUUAAAGCUCAGGCCACCGGGCACGAGCCUACCAGUGAGCCAGAGUUCGAGCAGGUGGAUGAGAAGUCCAUUUUCACAGCUAUUACUAAUAUCAUGGACAAGUUUCAAGACACCUCCAAGAGUCUCAGGAAGAGCAGGCGUGCCUACAGGGUAGCCCAAGCCAAGCCAAGCUUGGCUAAGGCUGCCAAGCAUCGCCUGACAGGUGGCAAAGUCUCAGGCAAAACCAGCAAGUAUGUGCAAAAGGCCUUUGAUGGCACACCUCUGGGAAUGACCAAAAGUGCUCUCUUGGAGGGAGGUGCAGAGACGGCUGUCCACCUCGUCCGGGAUUUGUGCAAUCUCUCUGAUACCUGGAAGAAACUGAAGGAUGGAGACAGGGCACAGCGGGCAAAAGAACUAAGGGCCCAGGCCCAGGAGCUGGAAGAGCUGGUGACACAGUACAGCCACCAUUAUGAGCGGCUACAGCAGAAACUCUAUUUUCGUUCUAUGUUGUUGCGUUUUGUUUUGUUUUGUUUUGUUUGUUGUGUUUUGUAUUUCCUCCCACAAAUUCUUGAAUUCUUGACAAGAAGAACAGAGCAAAAUCUUUUGUCUUGGGAAAGCAACAGAGACUCAAACUCAGCCUCCAUCCGAGGCGCAGGACAGGUUCCAGGGCCAAGUGAAGCAAAGCAAUUAACCUAGUUACCCAGGAGCGCCACUCGGAGGGACCAGAACCUGCUGCCCCCCUCACAGCACAGCGAAGGUCACGGUGAGCGGGAGACCCAGGUGGAGUGGCAGCAUGAGGGCCCUGGCAGGCGCAGGCGCAGGCGCAGCUGAAACCCCCACGCAUGCGAUGACUUCGAGACCCCAGCCCUGCGUACCUUACAAGCACUAUAAAGCUACACAUUUCUGUCUUUUGGUUGAGUGUAAGGAUGGCCUUAGGCCUUAGCCUAAGCAACUCCAUUUUAAAAUAAAUCUGCAUGCUCACCAGGCAAGCCACAGAGCCCUCAGAUCGUCAAUCAGGCACAGCCUGAUAAAAGCAAGUCACUUUCCACAACCCUGAUAAGAGCCAGAAGGAUAUCAGGGCGGAAACCACAGACCAUAUGUCCAUUCUAAUAUGUAAGAUGUCACUAAGUAAACCUGGUAACAGCUGAUAGGGACCCAAAGGGCGAGCAGAAGCUCCCAAAAUUUAGUAUAAAUAAUGGAACAAAUGAACAUUCAGCCAGCUGACACCGAUGCCCACAUGCCAGAGACCCUCAUGAGGACCUGGACUACACCCCAACUCUUCUCAUCAUCUGCCUGAUCCUCUGCAUCGUCCUCACCACUUGCA
Marmota flaviventris (yellow-bellied marmot) is the source of this 1720-nucleotide messenger RNA. Its product is annotated as apolipoprotein L6-like. The record is from RefSeq and is a predicted model, not a curated record. Gene Ontology annotation, molecular function: lipid binding. Gene Ontology annotation, biological process: lipid transport; lipoprotein metabolic process. NCBI's taxonomy places the organism in Eukaryota, Metazoa, Chordata, Mammalia, Rodentia, Sciuridae. Gene Ontology annotation, cellular component: extracellular region; membrane.